Messenger RNA from Chaetomium fimeti, 930 nucleotides. RefSeq lists its product as uncharacterized. NCBI's taxonomy places the organism in Eukaryota, Fungi, Ascomycota, Sordariomycetes, Sordariales, Chaetomiaceae. The record is from RefSeq and is a predicted model, not a curated record. The transcript has 4 exons. Bases 1 to 930 code for a protein of 309 amino acids.
AUGUCGUCGUCGCUCGACCUCGACCAGGUGCUUUACGCACGCGCAGGAUGGCGCAAGUCCAUCUUAGUUCCGCUAUGGAUCUUCCAAGUCAUCGUGCUGCUAGGCUUGAUGGGCAUCUUUGCGUACCGCCUAGCCGAGACAUUCGAGCACUAUGAGGAGCACAACAAGUUGGGCGAGAUGCCCAUCGUUGAGGUUGUCUGGGAAGCCACCAACGUCGGCUUCAACCUCAUCGCGCUACUCCUCAACAUCCUCGAAAUCGCUCGCAAGGCUACCGAGCGGCUGACGCCCUUCAUCAUGGUCUGCACCCACGUCAUCAAGCUCACCCUAGCGUUCGGCGUGCUCGCCCUCGACAUCGUGGCCUACCUCCAGCGCAUCGACGGGCACUACUCGACCAUCGGCCUCUCGCUCGACUGUGGUUUACUCGCGGCAACCCUCAUCACAUUCAUCUACUCCAUCACCACCUACCGCCGCCUCCUCAAAUACGACGAGUACGACCUCACCGCCAACGCGCAGACCCGGGGCUUCGUCCCGGGCAACGACGCCCUCGAGCUCGGCCACCAGCACCACCAGCACCACCCCAACGCCCAGACCUCGGGCAUCACCACCACGCGCACCACCGAGCUGCGCUACUCGGACCUGUCCUACCCCUCGCAGACCGCCCGCACCACCCCUAGCACGACCACCACCAUCGCCACCGCGCACGCCACCCCGACCCCGUCCCCCUCCGGCUCCGUCCUCAAGCGCGAGGUCGACCGCGCCAUCGGCGCCGAGUUCGGCUGGGGCACGCCGCCCCCGCUGCCGCCGCCCGGCGCUGCUGGCGGUGGGCAUGAUCCUGCUGCUGUGAAUAGAUCCGACAGCGUGGUGCUGGGCGGGGGGCGCGUGGCGGGGAGAAGGGAGGAGGAUGAGGAGGCGCUUUUGCCGGGGAAGUGA